CCGAGUUCAACUACUUAAUCCUGCCAGGGUUUUCAUUAUGUUGGGGGUUGUUUAGUACACACUUACACUUAGUGAGAUUUAGAGUGCUAAUUAACAUGCGCAGUUUAAGGCUGUGGAAGGAUUCCACAUCAAGCAUGUAGAGAACAUGGAAGUACAGAAAGAUCUGCAAAAAUCUGUCACCUUGAGUCCUGCUUAACCUCUCCAUGUUGUCAUAGCAUUGUCCCACAUUAUUUUUAGCAUCAACCUUACAUUACUUAAACUAAUAUUAAUAGUAAAAACAAUAUCUGUAGCUUACAAUGGAAAUUGGUCCCAUAGAACUAUUAUGUUUUUGUUUUUUGUGAUUUUGUUUUCACGCUUUUGUUGAUUCACACUGAGAGAUUCAUUAUCGCCCAUCACCAUCUAGAACUUACUCCUAUUUAGUAGCCGUGAAGAAACCGUCGCAUACCCACACACCUUCUGCCUGAUGCCACAUGUUGAUGUGUCCCUGGGGAUGGAAAGAACCACAUACUUUCAUCACUGUAAUCAAGUACAAUUUGUAUGUACUUUUUAUCAGUUACUUGUAAUUAUAAUCUGUAUUGGUUGAAGCUGAAAACAGAGGAUCAGGUUCUUAGUUUAGAGUUAGUUAUUUAAAACUGUUUAAGUACUUUUUACUGUUAUUUGAUUAUCAAUCUACACUCUUAAUUUUACUUGUAUUUAAGUAAAAUCUUCAAGUGACUGUAUUUUAACUUGAGUGCAUUAUUUUUGUACUCUUUCCACCUCUGAGCAAACAUUUAGCGCUCAUGACAUUUUUUCCUUCAGGAAUACUUUUUUUUUAUGAAGGUGUCUUUUCUUUUACCUCUGUCAAUGCUUUGAUAUGAAACAGCUUAUUGCACAUAGUGGCAGAAAUAUUUUGUGGUUACCACCAGGUUUCAGCUGGUUUCUUUGCUUUCUCUUCCUUUUUGUACAUCCCUUUCAGAAAAAAAUUGAUGUGAUUUAGAUCUUUUUUCAACACUAAAUUCUUUCUGAAGAACCCCAGGAAGGCUCUUUUUGUACCUUACAUGAAGAGAGAUAGAUAAUAGCCAGCAAAAUAACAAGCAAAACACAAUCAUAAGUCUGUAACGAUGUGUUACUGUUUGUGAGACAAAACUGUCAAUAAUUUAUUACCUUGCUCAACUUCUUGGUUUAUUGGCCCAUUCCGUGCACAGCUGUGCCUCUGGACUGCAGUGAGAAUAGCAUGAUGUCAGACAUCACACCGAGAUGAAGGAGAGGAGAGAGGUCGAGGGCAAGAGAAACAAAAAAGUCUGUGGUGUGUCUGCAGCAGUUUUUUUCUACUAUUACUGCAGAGGUUUCUUAGAAUGUCCUGCCAAAGGGCAAAAUAUAAAGUGUUCCAUUAAAUAUCUUGUUGUCAAACUAUACAAAAUCAAUAACUUUUUGAUGCAUAAAUUUGACCUGUGAAAUUUUCUUGAAAGUAAUAUUAAAAUGUCGUAUUGUCUGUCUCGUCUUUCAGGUAUCGAAACAGACAGACGGACAGACAGACGGGUUAACCUCGCAGGAUCAGCCAGACAGCAGGAGGCAGCGAUGGAGAAGAGAAGAAAAGAGAAGAGAAGAACCACAGUCUGAAGAUGAUUUGAGAUUCCAGUAUAGCUUCAUUUCCUCCCUGCUAAGAAUCUGAGGGUGUGUGUGAUGGUCAUCUAACCCAGUGCUCGCCUUCUGACUGUCCAUGUCAUCAGAGCCAAUGGGCUGUCACUGCCUGCUGCGUCUCUCUGUAACCCUCCUGGCUUUGCUGAGCCCAUGCCUGACCAGGCUGACUCCCAGAGUCUCCUUCCCAAUGGGUAGCCCAGGGAGACGUCUCACCAGCUUCAGCAGCCAUGACCUCAGUAACACCACAACCCUGCUUCUCAGUGAGGAUGGAGAAAAGCUGUAUGUAGGAGCUCGUGAUGCGGUGUUAGCGCUGGAUGUUGGUCAUAAAGACAGUGUCCUUCUGAGGAGCAAGCUGGACUGGAGCCCUUCAGAAAAAGACCUAGAAGAGUGUUCCAUGAAGGGCAAGAAAAUGGCGGACUGUCCCAAUUUCAUCCGAGUUCUGCAGUUCUUAAACAGCACUUCCAUGUACGCGUGUGGAACAUUCGCCUUUAGUCCACGCUGCACAUAUAUUAACUCACAGACGCUCACAAUGAGUCUCAACACUGAUGAAGGGAGAGGUCGCUGCCCUUAUGACCCCUACCAGCGCAACACUGCUAUUAUUGUGGGGGGAGAGCUUUACACCGGCACAGUGGCGGAUUACAGAGGGAAUCGACCAGUCAUCUCCCGACACCUAAGUGAAGGCAGCCGGGUGGACCUUAAAUUGGAUGACACAUUAGGAUGGCUGGAGGGUGUGUGCACUGACUCUCAUCCUGACACAUUUCAAAAUCCAACCUUCAUCAGCUCCAAGUUCAUUCCACAUGAGGAAAAAAUCUACUUUUUCUUCAGUGAAGUGGGCAGAGAGUAUAACUUCGUAGAUAAGUUCAUUGUCUCUCGUGUUUCUCAGAUCUGCCUGAGUGACGUCGGAGGUCAGCGCACUCUGCAGAGACGAUGGACCACGUUUGCCAAAGCUCAGCUUUUGUGCCAAGAUGGCAGCGAGCUCCCUUACAAUGUGAUCCAGGAUAUUGACGUGCUUCCACCAGCAGAGGGCGCUUCAGUGGAUGACACACUGUUUUACGGCAUCUUCACCUCUCAGUGGACUGUGAGCUCUGGAAGGUCAGCGGUGUGUUCCUUCACUCUGACUGAGAUCAAAUCCGUUUUCUCUGGGAACUACAAAGUCCUGAACCGAGACACGUUACAGUGGAGCGCAAGAGUCCAAGAGAAGGUGGCAAACCCAGGAGAGUGUGGCCUGCACAAUGCCUCAGAUAACGCACUGCGCUUUGUGAAAGAAAACUUCCUGGCAGAGGACAGCGUGCGUCCGGCUGGAAGACGCCUGACCUUGGUGUCUCGUGAGCACACCUACAGCCACCUGACAGUUCAGAGAGUCCAGGCUGCCAAUAAAAAGCUCUACACUGUCCUGUUUCUGCUAACAGAGUCUGGUCACUUACACAAAGCAGUGCUGCUCCAACAGGGGCCCUACAUCACAGAGGAGGUUCAGGUUUUUAAGUCUCCUCAGCCAAUCAGGAGCCUGAAGCUGUCUAUCCCAAAGGGUAUGCUAUAUGUUGGAACAUCAGAGGGGGUGGUGAGGAUUCCAACUGCUAACUGCUCCUACUACUGGACCUGUGCCCAGUGUGUUCUUUCCCGGGAUCCUUUCUGUGGUUGGGAUGCAGCCAGCAGGGCCUGUGUGGAGGUCUCUGUCGCCCAGACCGCGCUAAGCCAGGACAUAGAUGGAGGAAAUGUUGAAGAAGCCUGUAACAGUGUUUUAUUAACACACAAAACUAAAUUUGGACCAAGUAAGAUGCCCACAGCCUCGUGUCCUGCAGGUGAGCUGAUCUCUGUGUCUCUGAACGACGUGGUGCGGCUGCACUGUCCUGCAGCGUCACAGCUGUCCCACCAGCUGUGGGAGCGUCCAAACAGCCGCCUGUCCUCAGACCUCUACCUCCACCUGCAAGAUGGGAGCCUCAGCUUUGUGGCCACCCCAACCACCCUGGGCCACUACCUCUGUCUGUCCACAGAGAACGGCUACCGACAGACCAUGGCCAUUUAUCAUAUCAAGCAGAAGAGCAGCCCCAUGGCUCAGACUCCAACCAGCUCCACCAGGAGCCACACGCGUGCCCAGCCCACCAGGGAGGGACCUAAAGCGACAGAAUCCAGACCAACAGGGACAAAACCCUCACUGUCUCUGGGAAACACUCCAGUCACCACUCAGCAGCUUGAUAGAAAUGUAACUUUGUGGUUGAAAGAAUAUGAAAAUCUGGAAACAAAAUUCCGUGAUGGGAACCCGCUGCUGUCAGCCCACUGCCCCAGCUACCUGAAGGAGCUGGUGGUGGUCUCUGUUCUGCUGGUGCUGUGCCUCAGUCUGCUCAUCACAGUCUCUCUGUAUGUUCUCAGACAGCAGUGGCGGAGACAGACUGCAUCUGGAAUGGUAACUCCAAGCAGGAGCUCUGACCGGAGGACCAGUGAGGAGCAGGAGGCCUUGAGGGAGAAUGAGUUUGGGAGCAAAGCCAAUGGUCAGGCGCCCUCUGGUGGACAUGCCAGUGGCUUUGUUUGUAAUGGGAACCUUACAGACUCCACCCAGAACUUGCCAAACACUCCUUUCUGAGCAGCAGCCAAAGAGUCUUUUGAGCUCCUACAGAGCAGAGCACCAUGGAGGGAGAAUGUUCCAGUAGCAGGGUUCAUUUGGUGAGCGCUGCACAGGAACAGUACAGGGUAAAGUUUGACUUCCUGAGUGUUUUGAAGCCUGAGUGCUGCACAAGUGGCUGCCCCACUUGUGCUUUUUCAAGGGAACUUGAUCUUUUCCGAUACAAAUGAAUGGUAGUUGGAUCGAGCUAAGUCUUUAAACCACAUCUGAGAUCUGACUGUUAGCUCAAGUCUAAUGACACAGGUAAAAACUGUUUUAUGAACUGUUAGCAGUUCAACUGUAGGUCAGUAGCUGUUAGAAUGCUGCUGAGGUAACAGGGAUGUGAUGGUAGAUGGAGCAGUUGUGAUCAGACGGUGUUCCACACCUCACUGAUGUGCCUUGGAUGCAUUUUUAAAGAUGUUCAGGUGGAGUUCUUAUCACUUUAUCUGAUUUUCUUUUCAUCACAUCCUGGACUUUUUUAUCUGAGUGAUAUUCCUAAACUCCUGUUCUGAUGACAGAACAGGAUUCAUCAAUAAACCAUCAAUAAACCUGCUCAUCAAAAAACCAA
This is a messenger RNA of Poeciliopsis prolifica (blackstripe livebearer), 4784 nucleotides long. RefSeq names its product sema domain, immunoglobulin domain (Ig), transmembrane domain (TM) and short cytoplasmic domain, (semaphorin) 4Ab (gene sema4ab). NCBI's taxonomy places the organism in Eukaryota, Metazoa, Chordata, Actinopteri, Cyprinodontiformes, Poeciliidae. The transcript is spliced from 16 exons. Gene Ontology annotation, biological process: negative chemotaxis; negative regulation of axon extension involved in axon guidance; neural crest cell migration. The coding region runs from base 1700 to 4198 and encodes 832 amino acids. The record is from RefSeq and is a predicted model, not a curated record. Gene Ontology annotation, molecular function: semaphorin receptor binding; chemorepellent activity.